AUGGCGGUGCUCUGCCGGGCCGACAGCAGCAAGGCCGCCCUCCACCUGCCCCCGGCGGCGCGCCCGCGGUGGUGCUGCCGGCGCCCGCCGGCGGUGCGGCGCUCGGUGGCGCCGUGGGAGAAGGACUUCUGCGAGUCCCGCGGGGUGCCGUGGCGCAAGGUGACGGACCCGGCCGUGGGGCUCAACGCCGACGCCGAUGGCAACGUCGCGCGCUGGGAUGACUCGGGCGCCGUCGAGGCGCUCCUCGCCGCCAGGAGGCGCUACUGGGCGGAGAUCAACGGCGGGCUGAGAGCCGCGCGCGGCGCCGCGGUGCCGCCGCUGCCCGACCCGGACAUGUACGUCGACGCGGUCGUCGAGGAGGACGGCGGCGCGGCGGACCCCGCCGUGGAGGCGGAGUACGCGGCGGCGCUGCGGGACAUGGAGCACGCGCGCGAGGAGAGCGCCCGGCUGCACGCCGCCAAGCUGCGGGACGACUUCGUGCCGGUGCCUACCGGCUGGGACGACGCCUGA
Panicum virgatum (switchgrass) is the source of this 510-nucleotide messenger RNA. RefSeq lists its product as uncharacterized. Lineage: Eukaryota; Viridiplantae; Streptophyta; Magnoliopsida; Poales; Poaceae. The record is from RefSeq and is a predicted model, not a curated record. The transcript has a single exon. Bases 1 to 510 code for a protein of 169 amino acids.